AUGUCUCCAAGCCCCGCUCUGAAGCGCAAGUUGGCGGAAUCUCGCAUAAAUGCUACGACUAAGCGCCAUCUUCAUGGAUAUGAUCCACAAUCCCCAUGGUUACAUGAGUCCGAACCUGUUGGGAUAUGGCGGACGCGGGGAAAUCCCGAUGUGCAGCACUCGAUGCCCUUGUCAAAUAUGGUAGCUGCAGUCCAAGACCUGAUAGACCCGGACUUUGAUCCACUGACGGCGAUGCUGGACGACGAGCCCCGGUUUUUGAAACCCUUACCGGCUCGCAUCGCCCCGGAGGACUUAGAAUUUUUAAGAUUUCGUGGUGCACUAUCACUUCCAGAAAGUGGACUACGGGAUGAGCUUCUUCGUUGCUACAUUCAAUGGGUGCACAGUUUCAUGCCAGUUUUGAAUCUGCAAGAAUUCCUACGAUGUGUGGCGGAAAAUGACCCAGAGGGAAAUGUUAGCAUUUUACUGUUUCAGGCAGUGAUGUUUGUUGGUACGGCUUUUGUCGACCUUAAGCACCUGCAGGAUGCUGGAUAUCCAACAAGAAAGAGUGCGCGCAACGCGUUCUUCACUCGAUUGAGGUUACUAUAUUCUCUUGACUGCGAAGAGGAUCGUAUUGAGAUUCUCCAAACACUACUAUUGAUGACCUACUGGGCAGAUUCCGAGAACAGUCCACAGCGAGAUAUUUGGGAUUGGAUUGGAGUCUGUAACACACAAGCACAGUCCAUUGGUUUAAAUAAAGACCCUGCAUCAGGUGAAAUUGAUAUACGGACUCGAAGGCUCCGUUCUCGGCUCUGGUGGUGUCUAUACUCUCGAGAUCGGCUGAUUGCCAUGGGCAUGCGGCGCCCACUGCAGGUUAACGAUGGAACGAGCAGUGUCCCGAUGCUCAGACUGGACGAUUUUGAUUUUGAACCGUUCUCUCCAUAUGUGGUGGCCAAAUUCUAUUGCCGCCAACUACAAGACGUGUCACAUCAAAAACGCCUCGCUACCAUGUUCAUUGAGAAGGUGAAGCUCUGUCAAUGUAUUGGUAGAGUAUUAUUCGCACAGUAUACACCAUCCCAGCGCCAAUUUGGAGCUACAGACCGGACUACAGUCACACUUAUUCCUCGGCAAGCUUCCGAGUCUGAGUUUGCGCGAUGCGGCCAAAAACUUGACUCGUGGCUUAGUGCGCUCCCUAAAGAUGCACAAUUCAUUCCAAAAUCGGGGAAGGAUUUCCAUGAUGGUGAGGAUGUGCUACUGCUUCAUGGUGCAAUGCUACGUAUGCUCUACCAUGCUACUAGCAGCGCACUUCACCGGCCUUGGGCGACUGCUUCGAAAGAUCAAUCUAAAUCGCGGACGGAAUGGCGCAAUGCUGCCCGCACAAAAAUGAACGAUGCUGCUGCUGGGAUCACUCAUAUCAUUCAAGGCUUAAAUAAGCUCAGCCUGACACGUUUCUUACCACAAUCUGGAGUGACUGUGAUUCUACCUGCCGCUGUGGCACAUUUAACCAACACCAUGUCGGACGACCCCGCUGUCCGCGAAAGCAGUGUCGACAAUUUCCAUCGCUGCAUCCAAGUCCUCCACUGUCUGAAGGAUAUAUAUCCAGCCGCCGUUCAAGAGUUUGCCAACAUCGAGGCCGCCAUCAGAAUGCAGGCAGGUUCCUCCAGUACAUUCUUCCAGGUCAUGGAAUACAACCUCGAUGCGCCUGCUACAUCUUUGGCAACCAGGAAACCAAGCACCGCCUCCUCCACCCCUCAACCCCAACCACAUCAACCUGUUACCCUAACCGAAACUUCUAAGGUUCCAGCACAAUCAUCUAUCCAAGGGAACCUGCAUCAAAGAAAGCCCAGCGUCGAGACCGAACAUGAAGCCGCGCCACCUUUAUUCCCCAGUGAUCUCAACUAUUAUGACGACCUAAGAAUCAUAGACAACAAUCCUUUCAACUUUCUCUCCAUUGACAUUGACUCCUUCCCCGACAUCCAAACCCCUCCCAAUCAAAAUAACCCCAGCAACUCAGAUAAACCCUAUAUGUCACCCCCACCCCAAGACCAAGACACCAUCGACUGGGCACAAGAACUGUUUAAAGACACCGAUGUCAAUCAUUACAGUAACACAGAGAUCUUUCGCAAGCCCCAGAAAGCAAAUUCUCCACAAAAUCAAGAGAACAGCCAUCACGAUCCGUUCUCUUAUAGUUUGGAGGAUGCAAAUGAUGUCUGCUCCGUGCAUUCUCGUCAUCAGUCACUGAACGAUACAAGGCCGGGAAUCACCGGCGAUCUGGAUCGGGACUUGGGGUUCCAGUCUGGGGAUGAUAUGUUCUAG
Penicillium griseofulvum is the source of this 2292-nucleotide messenger RNA. RefSeq names its product transcription factor domain-containing protein. The transcript is spliced from 2 exons. The record is from RefSeq and is a predicted model, not a curated record. Gene Ontology annotation, molecular function: zinc ion binding; DNA binding. Bases 1 to 2292 code for a protein of 763 amino acids. Gene Ontology annotation, biological process: DNA-templated transcription. Lineage: Eukaryota; Fungi; Ascomycota; Eurotiomycetes; Eurotiales; Aspergillaceae.